AUAAAUACCAGCAAGUGGGACCGAGACUGGAGGGCUGCUUGCAACUCGGUCUACAGAUGGAAGGUGGACUGUGUAACUCUAGGUGUCUUUUUUUCCUCCCCGGCACGCAUGGCUUUUGUUUCUGAGAAGAGGGAACAGAGCUGAUGCAGAGAGAAGCACUCGCGUCUCACACUGUAGGCUUGGGAGCCUUUUUGGAAGUGCCCGAGCGCACGGCGUGGCACUCAGUGUGCGCGCAGCAGCCGCACAGACUGCGUUCAGUCCCCACACGGCUGAACCGAUUCUAUAACACAGAAGGGAGAGACUGAGAGAGAGAGAGAGAGAGAGAGAGAGAGAGAGAGAGAGAGAGAGAGAGGGAGGCAGAUAACAGUGCACUCAAGGAAGAGUGGGGCUGUGCUGUCUGUUUUAUCACCAACGGAAACUGGAAAUUAAACUGUUUUUUUUAUUUUCACACAUCCAGCCUUUUAAGGCUACACUGGACUGAACUGUUCCGAGUUUACUGCACACCUCGGGAGUGAAUUAUUCCUUUGCGCUUUUUUUCAAACUGAAGAGGAGGAGAAAAAGAGCUGAGUUUGCUUUUAAAGUGAAUCGCAGGGACCAAGGAGAGAGGGAUAGAGACUCUGUUGCGUGUAGCCGGGCAGCAUGGUGCAGAAGAUGAGCCACGCGGAGAGCACCGCCGAGGCGCUGUCCUUUUUCGCCGGAGAUUCCAGCUCCGACUCCGGGGCGUGCAUGGACCUGGACCCGGCCGCAUCGCCUCUCUCCCCGGGCUCCGCGGCUUCUUCAACCGCCGGGGACAAGCUGGGAGAGAACCCCGCGUGGUGCAAAACGCCCAGCGGCCACAUCAAGAGGCCCAUGAACGCGUUUAUGGUUUGGUCGCAGAUUGAGAGGAGGAAGAUCAUGGAGCAGUCCCCCGACAUGCACAACGCAGAGAUCUCCAAGAGGCUGGGGAAGCGGUGGAAGCUUCUCAGAGACAGCGACAAGAUCCCCUUCAUCAGAGAGGCGGAGCGUCUCAGGCUCAAGCACAUGGCGGACUACCCCGACUACAAGUACCGCCCGAGGAAGAAGGUCAAAUCAAGCGCCUCCAAGCCGGGCGGUAACGGGGACAAGGGGGAGAAACUCAGCAGUAGCUCCAGCAGCACCAGCACCAAGACAUCCUCCUCUUCCAGGAAGAAUGGAUCCAAAUCACCCAGCAGCAGUAAGUCCCACAAAUCACUUUUCGGGAACAACAACAGCAGCAGCAGCAGCACCAAAGCAUCACCGUUUGCCUCUGACCACGCAUCAGAGCACCACCACAACUCCCUCUACAAGUCCAAGUCGGUCUCCUGCUCUUCGGCCAAGCUCAUACCGGAGGGCAAGAAGCCCAAGCGGGUGUACGUGUUCGGGAGCAGCGGGGCCAACUUGAGCGUCAGCCCCGCCUCCUCCUCGUCCUCCUCCUCCGUGGCGGUGCCGGCGAGCCCCACGCUCAGCAGCUCGGCGGACUCAAGCGACCCGCUCAGCCUGUACGAGGACGCGGCCAGCGGCCGGGAGGAGGGGGCCGACUCCCCCGCCAGCAGCAGCAGCGGCAGCAGCCCGGGCGGGUCUUCGGAGCGCAACGGGGGGCACACGUACAGCAGUCGGCGGGCGUCCUCGCCGACUCCCUCCGGCUCGCACUCGUCCGCCUCCUCUUCCUCCUCCUCCUCUUCUUCGGAGGACGACGAGGAGUUCGAGGACGACCUGCUCGACAUCAACCCGAGCCCGAGCUAUGACAGCAUGUCGCUGGGCAGCUUCGGCUCCUCGGCGCUGGACAGGGACUUGGAUUUGAACUUUGAGUCCGGCUCCGGCGGCUCCCACUUCGAGUUCCCCGACUACUGCACGCCCGAAGUCAGCGAAAUGAUCUCCGGGGACUGGCUGGAGUCCACCAUCUCCAACUUGGUGUUCACGUACUGAGUGAGCAGAACGCACGAAGGGAGAGAAGAAGAAGACAAACAAACAACCCCGAGAGGUGAUGUCCUACGAGCUGAAAUGUGACCACACACAGAAACAACGCAGUUCCUGCGGGGAGUGGGCGUAAUAGUUUGUGUUAUAACUAGCCUACAACAGACUAGUAAAAAAAACCCACUGAAACUAGUCCAGAUAUAGGCAAGAGCUGCAAGUCCUUGGGAGGCUGAACUUUCAAGCGAAUAACUUGCCCACUUCGUGCUUUUCCUGGGACGCGUGGACCGGGGGCCACAGACGUGAAGGGGAGACAAACGGAGGCACAUGCGUCGGUGUCCUGACGGUGAAACUCCUUUGAGUCCCGAACUGUUUCUGAACUUCAAAACAACCCAACCGUGGUUGGUUCGCACCGUGUGCAGUCCAUUCAGUCAACAACAACAACAACAACAAAAAGGGACAAACGUUUUCACAACUUUUUACCAAUUGCAAAGUGAAGUUCACCACUAACAAGGUACAGAAAUAGGACUGUCGUGCGACAUUUUUUUAUUGUGGUGUGUCACCGGGAGGGAUUUUUUAAUGAAACCGAGGUGGGUUGAUGUUUUUUAAAAGUCGAAUAUUUUCUCAAAAGCAAAAAAAACAUGUUAAGCAUGAUCGCCUACUUUGUUCCUAUCUUGUGCUGAGAUUUUCUGUGAGACUGUCGAGCGGUUUAAAACUAGUUUUAGUUAUUUAAAUGGGUAGGUGGCGCUCGCUUUCGGUUCUUCUCUUUAAAAUAAGGACAUUGAAAUAAUCACCAGCUGUUGUAAUUUCUCGAACUUCAGGAUUCACACUCAAACUUCAAAUCUGUGCUGAACUUUAUACACGUGUUCUCUACUAUUCAGGACCAAAAUGAUUUGAUUUCAGAUGAUAGUUAUAGAGAAAUCCUCACCGAUUUUUUUUCAUCCUCUGAGCUUUGUUUUGUACAUGUAUUCGGAUACCAUUUUAUAUGGGAUGUUGUAUUUAUAUACUGGGCCAAGCAUUUUUGACUUGAUCAUUUUUUUAAUUUCUUGUACACAUGAUCUAGUCCUCUUUGUUUCUUACACGGUUGUUUGUCGGUAUGUCGCAUUUCCUUCUCAGGCGAAGGGCUAGAGUUUUCAAAACACAAAACCUUUGAUUUAAUUUUAUAUUUAAAUGGACACACUUUUUGGACACUUAAAAGAGAGGAAACAGUUUGAUUAUUUUCUCAGUGUAUUUUUGUACAAAUCUAUAUAGAAAACAGGGGAAGUCAACAAUCGGUUUGUGUAGCCUGCUAAUACAGCUGUAUUGGAUUUCCUAAUGUCAGUACCCCGGCAGGCUGGUUUUCAUGCUGCCUUCAAGUGAUCAUGGUAAGCUCGUACCUAUGACUCUAUGUCGCCUGUUCAGAUGCUUUUUUUUUAAAAGACAACCAGCAAAAUAGACCUUCUAUCACUGUGGUGCCUAUUGUUUGUUUUAAGAAAUGAAAAGCACCAAGGUAUUUUAUACUUAAGUGACCUAACAAGAGGAGAUAAUAUUACUCAGUUGUGUUUAUGGUGUUUUAAUCCACAAAUCUGGCAAAUACUUUUCACCAGCACAUACUGACAAGACUCCUUUGAUGUCCAAUCUCGACAUAACUGUCAGUACGGGCAUGAUCUACUUUACCACGCAGUUAAAGGAUACAAUUACGAUUUUUCCGACAGCACUUGAACGCAGCACCAGCCUUUGUAUCUGCCUACCUUCUACGUUUACAGUGCCACUCUGCAGGCUCCUUAAAGAUACAAGAAUGCAUUAUUUCUCGAGGCUGCCCUGUGGACCAUUUGGGUUUAACAGCGUAACUAUCUAAAGCAGACUCUUUUUAUUCUUUGCAUUUUCUUUCAUAUCACUUGCCUAUGACAACAAAUGAGGAGAUUGUAGCUUUACAUUUGACAUGUUUCUUGAUGUUUUCAUUAAUUGAUGUCACAUUUGCCAAUCAACCUUUGUAUUUAACAGGCUAUGGAUAACACCAAGCAAACACGGACGAUAACAUCAAGCAUAUUCAAAUUUCUGACUUGAGUUCCGCAACACCUACUUGUUCUGCGUUUCUCAUUGUAUUUGAAUAUAUAAUCUUUUGUACUUGUCAGCUAACUAUUAGCUAAUAAUUGUUUUAGUAUCUUUAUGGCAUGGUGAAUAGCAUUUGUAUUUCAGAUUCAGGUUAAUAGCUGUUGUGUUUUUCAGAAAAAAAGAAAAAAUGAGGAAAAACGAUGAAACGUGAACUCGAUCUUUGUAUAUUUGACUGUAUCAUAAAGCAAAAAGAUUGUGUGUUUAUGUACGUUGUUGCUAUCGAGGACAGGCACUGUCUAGAACUGCUACCUUUUACACAUCCUUACUUACAUUUAAGGUGGUCAGUUCAGGACUUUUUUAUAUAUAUAUGAAAGCAUUUUUUUAAAAUAUAUUGACUUUAUUUUUCAUCCAUCCUGUGCAAUAUGCUGUGUAGAAUUAUCAUUUAUUGUCUCUAAUCAUGCCAUAAACAAAGGAACCACCCUUUUUUUGAGAAAGGGGGGAACUCAUGCCAGCUAAAUUGUGUCCAUUCACUGCCUGUCAGAUUGUUGAUAUAAACUUGUGUACAGAACUUUUUCAAGGAAGGAAAUAAAUAUCAGCUGGAACUGAAA
This is a messenger RNA of Pungitius pungitius (ninespine stickleback), 4550 nucleotides long. It is a transcript of the gene sox4b, whose product is annotated as SRY-box transcription factor 4b. The record is from RefSeq and is a predicted model, not a curated record. NCBI's taxonomy places the organism in Eukaryota, Metazoa, Chordata, Actinopteri, Perciformes, Gasterosteidae. Gene Ontology annotation, molecular function: RNA polymerase II cis-regulatory region sequence-specific DNA binding; DNA-binding transcription activator activity, RNA polymerase II-specific. Gene Ontology annotation, biological process: anatomical structure morphogenesis; cell differentiation; positive regulation of transcription by RNA polymerase II. The transcript has a single exon. Bases 640 to 1923 code for a protein of 427 amino acids.